AUGAACAGUGUUGAACACCUGAGCUGGUUGGGAUUGUAUAAGGACAUGUCAGAUGGCACCCACAAGCCCUCCCCUUUCUACCAUAAAAGAACCCUGCGCAAGACCCGUGAGGAGUGUGAGCACGUCAGGGAAAAGUUCCUCCAAAUGAGUUCUCUGGAGGUUUCUGUAGAGGUGAGACAGUAUCUUAAAACACCAACCUUUGAUAACUGGCAAUGGGAAGACGCUGAGAUCAUGGUGUUGCUCCAGGUGAUGUACACUGAUCUGGACUUCAUCUCCUCCUUCAACAUUGAGCUGGACGUGCUGCAGCAGUUCCUUUAUGAAGUGUACAGACGCUACAAUAACAUCCCCUUCCACAACUUCAAGCACUGCUUCUGCGUCACUCAGAUGAUGUAUGGCCUGAUAUGGCUAACAGAUCUCAGAAGCAAGAUGGACAGUAUUGACCUCCUCAUCAUGCUAACCGCAGCCAUCUGUCACGAUCUAGAUCACACCGGCUACAACAACGCAUACCAGAUUAAUGCCCGCACUGAGCUCGCCUUGAGGUACAAUGACAUCUCCCCACUGGAAAAUCACCACUGCGCUGUAGCUUUUGAAAUCCUGGAAAAGACUGAAAGCAACAUUUUCCGAAACUUGUCGACAGAGCAUUUCAAAAGAAUAAGAGAGGGCAUAAUUAAGUGUAUUCUUGCUACUGAUAUGACCAGACAUACUGAGAUCCUCAACAAGUUCAAAGCCCUUCUCCCUGUGUUCGACUUCAGUAACAAAGAUCACAGAGAUGUGUUGAUGAUGAUCAUGAUUAAAGUAAGUGACAUCUCUAAUGAGGCGAGACCCAUGGAUGUGGCAGAACCGUGGCUGGACUGUCUGCUGCAGGAGUUCUUCAAUCAGAGUGACAUGGAGAAGUUGGAGGGUCUUCCUGUCACUCCGUUCAUGGAUCGAGACAAAGUGACGAAACCGUCUUCUCAGACUGGAUUCAUUCGAUUCGUUCUCUUUCCUCUGUUCAUUGAACUGGCCAAUCUGUUCCCCUGUCUGGAGCAGCACAUCAUUGACCCUGUGAGGAAAGCCCUGGAUUAUUACACAGAGAUGGAGAAAGCUCUGGAGAGGGAGAAACAGAACUGGGCCCAGAGUGAGAAGAUGGUCAAGCCCAGCACCUUAAAAGAGCCCGAAGCUCGUCCAGAACCUGGUGGGACGACGAAACCAGUCAACCUAUAAUCUAACCUCACACUGUUAAACGUUAGUUGAAUUCCAGAAUUGUGCUUUAAGGCUUAAUGUAAAUUAAUUUAUGCUACUUUUACCAGCUAAAUAUACUUUGUAUAUAUAUAUUCAAGCAAGGGUUGAAUAGUUUCACUAAAUAUAUACAAAGUGGCCAUUACAAAUAAAACAUAAUCACAAAGUGAUUGAUUAACUUACAUUUUGCCUUCUUCUAAUUUUAUAUAAUUUUUUUCAUUACAAAUUAUCAACAUAAAAAGAACUAAAAUCAGAAUGUCUGCUGAGAAUCGCUUUUCUUUGUCAAGAUAGUCUUGAAAAUGGACGUAGUGAACAUGCAGAGUUACCCCAGAAGAUGGCGCUACUAGAAGCUAUAGUUUCAUAGGCAUGAGCGAGGAGGCUGUAACUGUCCAAUUACAUCAUGAAAAUAAGCGAAUUAAUCACUGCUAACUACAUUAUAGGA
This is a messenger RNA of Carassius gibelio (silver crucian carp), 1660 nucleotides long. RefSeq names its product high affinity cGMP-specific 3',5'-cyclic phosphodiesterase 9A-like. Gene Ontology annotation, molecular function: 3',5'-cyclic-GMP phosphodiesterase activity. Bases 1 to 1203 code for a protein of 400 amino acids. The record is from RefSeq and is a predicted model, not a curated record. Lineage: Eukaryota; Metazoa; Chordata; Actinopteri; Cypriniformes; Cyprinidae. Gene Ontology annotation, biological process: cGMP catabolic process. The transcript is spliced from 11 exons.